GUCUCUCAGUGGCCGUGGGACUUCGUGUCGUGUCCAGCCGCUGUGCGCUGCGUAAACCCACUCAGGAAUGGGGCUCACCAAGAUAUGGACGAUAAUUUUACUCCUCUGCAUGGCGUCGUCCUACGACGCUGCUCCCGUGAAUGAAGGCGAAGUCAACACCGCACAGAAUACACCGGAGUCCGUGGAUUCGAGAAGUGGGACCGACGAGAGUACAGCAACCGCCCAGGGCAGCGUUACGAAUGGGAGGUCAAGAGACGCUACGCACGUGUACAUCCCCGGUGAUGGCUUCGGAGCCGCCAGUCUUGAAAGGAUUAGAGACGGCGGCAAAGAGCAGACUGAGGUCGAAGCGGAGGAGCAGCUGCCACCCGAGGAAACCAUGAGAACCGCUGCCGCUAUCAUUUUCCCGCCUUUAUUCGACAACGCAGGGCCCUCCGGAAACGACCCCCAGUAAUGAAGACCUCUCGCGUCAUCUUCAAUUGAAGCGGUCAUUUACGACACACCAAUCUCGCCAGUCGAGGGCAAGUGUUGUGGCCUUCACUAUUUGUAAAUUAUUAUGAAGUACUACAGAAUACAGCAUACAUUUUUGGUUGACUUACAUCACUUUACACAUUUGUAUUCAGAUCUUCCCCUAAUAAAUUAUUUACAACUUUCUGUAAUGUUAUGAAUACAUCCAUAGGAAAUGCAUUAAAAAUAUUAUAUUUUAUGAA
Molecule: messenger RNA, 707 nt
Organism: Schistocerca gregaria
Lineage: Eukaryota; Metazoa; Arthropoda; Insecta; Orthoptera; Acrididae
Exons: 2
Coding region: 68-451 (127 amino acids)
Source: RefSeq, a predicted model, not a curated record